AAUGCACGAGCACGACAGCUUAGCUAGAAAUCAUUUAAUCGGGCUGUGCUUAUCAUCGUUGUCCACUUCCUAGUGCCCAACUCUACAAUGUCCAACAAGCUGGGAGGCAAAGUAGCCAUUAUCACCGGCGGAGCAAGCGGCAUCGGAGAAGCCACCGCCCGUUGUUUCGCCGUCCACGGUGUUCGUAUGAUAGUGAUCGCCGACAUCCAAGAUGAGUUAGGCCAAAAAGUAGUGGAAUCGAUCGGUUCCCAUAAGUGCUCAUACAUGCACUGUGAUGUUACCGACGAAGAUCUAGUGAAGAAUUUAGUCCAGACGACCGUCCAAAACCAUGGGCGGCUCGACAUCAUGUUCAGUAACGCUGGGAAUAUGAGCAAGUCGGCUCAGACCAUCCUUGAACUAGACUUUGCCGAGUUCGACCGCAUCUUCGCCAUCAACGCGCGCGGCAUGGCCGCCUGCGUGAAACACGCCGCACGAGCCAUGGUGGAACUGAAAAUAAGAGGAAGCAUCGUUUGUACGACGAGCGUCGCCGCUAGCUCCGGCGGUGAAAGGGACACCGACUACUACAUGUCGAAGCACGCGGUGAUUGGGUUGGUGAGAUCGGCAAGCAAACAACUCGGGGUGCAUGGAAUCAGGGUGAACAGUGUUUCACCGUAUGCCGUGCAAACCCCGUUACUCAAUCGUCACCUCGGGAAAGAGCCGGAGGAGGCGGAGGUGGCGGAGCUGUUCUACGAGCCAUACGCCAGCUUGAAAGGGGUGGUUCUGAAAACGAAGCAUGUUGCUGAUGCAGUGCUGUUUCUUGCGUCACAUGAUUCUGAGUUGAUUACCGGGCAUGACCUGGUUGUGGAUGCUGGUUUUCUUGGCAAGUAGACACCAGGUGUUUGAUUAAUUGCCGCUGUGAGCUGCUACUGCUCAAACAACGGUAGCCACUUGAUGCUUGCUUGUUCUCAAAUAACGACUUGCCUCUCAGUAUCGCAUAUCUUUGUAGUUGCUUAUGUUCACAUUUUUAAAAAAAGUUUUCUUAAUCACUAAGAAUAAGAAUAGUUGAAUCCCUCGUUCAA
Molecule: messenger RNA, 1058 nt
Organism: Hibiscus syriacus
Lineage: Eukaryota; Viridiplantae; Streptophyta; Magnoliopsida; Malvales; Malvaceae
Product: (+)-cis,trans-nepetalactol synthase NEPS2-like
Exons: 1
Coding region: 88-867 (259 amino acids)
Source: RefSeq, a predicted model, not a curated record